CGGGGUGGUGGUGGGUGGAGGGGACAGCAUUAGUGAAUGGAGAACAAGUUCACAGUUUGGGUCCUGGGCCAUUAGAGGAAGGGAGGACGGAGAGUGUGUGUGUGAUCUCCUGAGCCAGGCUUGUGUGGCUGACUUGCGGAGCAGCGACUUCAUAGAGUUCAUGAAUGGGAGUCACAGAGAGACCGGCAAGUGCGGCCACCUCCAGACAUUUCCUAAAGGGGAGGGUCGUGUGCUUUUCCAGGGUAUUCUGGUAGCAGUUUGAUUCUCUUGCUUUUAUUUUAAUUUCCAUAAUUGGUAGCUUCAGAAAUGGCUUUGGAAGGCAAUUUGCUUUAAAUGUAGCCACCUAUUCCAAAAUGCCCUGGUUAUUUUAGGAACCCUACCCUUUUCCUCCGGAGCUCUCUCGCAGGAGUUCUUGUGGACGGGUCCAGGAGGAGAAGCGCUACAAAGCAGCCACUGUGCUUACUGAACGGCCUCCCCCUGUAUCGCUUAAUUGAGAAGGUGCUGACUGGUGCUUGUGAGUAUAAAUAUUCUAUUUGAACACAAUAAAUACUUUGAAAUAUCAAGGACCUAGAAGGAAGUAUUUGGAUACAAGCAAGCAAUAUUGGAUUGGUAUACAAAUGCUCUCAGUCCAGCCAGACACCAAGCCGAAAGGUUGUGCUGGCUGCAACCGAAAGAUCAAGGACCGGUAUCUUCUAAAGGCACUGGACAAAUACUGGCAUGAAGACUGCCUGAAGUGUGCCUGCUGUGACUGUCGCUUGGGAGAGGUGGGCUCCACCCUGUACACUAAAGCUAAUCUUAUCCUUUGUCGCAGAGACUAUCUGAGGCUCUUCGGUGUAACGGGAAACUGUGCGGCCUGUAGUAAGCUCAUCCCUGCCUUUGAGAUGGUGAUGCGUGCCAAGGACAAUGUUUACCACCUGGACUGCUUUGCAUGUCAGCUUUGUAAUCAGAGAUUUUGUGUUGGAGACAAAUUUUUCCUAAAGAAUAACAUGAUCCUUUGCCAGACGGACUACGAGGAAGGUUUAAUGAAAGAAGGUUAUGCACCCCAGGUUCGCUGAUCUAUCAACAUCACCCCAUUAAGAAUACAAAGCACUACAUUCUUUUAUCUUUUUUGCUCCACAUGUAUAUAAGAAUUGACACAGGAACCUACUGAAUAGCGUAGAUAUAGGAAGGCAGGAUGGUUAUAUGGAAUAAAAGGCGGACUGCAUCUGUAUGUAGUGAAAUUGCCCCAGUUCAGAGUUGAAUGUUUAUUAUUGAAGAAAAAAGUAAUGUACAUAUUGCUGGAUUUUUUUUUGCUUGCUAUUCGUUUUUGUGUCACUUGGCAUGAGAUGUUUAUUUUGGACUAUUGUAUAUAAUGUAUUGUAAUAUUUGAAGCACAAAUGUAAUACAGUUUUAUUGUGUUACCAUUUGUGUUCCGUUUGCUUCUUUGUAUUGUUGCAUUUAGUACAAUCAGUGUUUAAACUUACUGUAUAUUUAUGCUUUCUGUAUUUACCAGCUAUUUUAAAUGAGCUGUAACUUUCUAGUAAAGAGCUGAAAAGCAAAUCUCACUAAUGAUACACAGAUAGAUAAAGCAAGUCUAUCAACAUUAGAAAUACUAAAAAAUAAAGACACACACAGAGCAUUUUAGUGACAUCCACUACUUAUUGCCACUAUGAGUUAGUCUAUCGGUGUUCUUAUAACCCCCUAUUUUCAGGGGGUUAAAAAUCAGCUUUAAAAAAUACAGAAAAAUUUCAUCUUAAAGCACUUUCAUUUUAUACCAACGUGAAAAGUGCCAUUUGUAGAAUAACUUUAAAGCUUACCAGGUUUCCUUUUAAUAUCCUUUUUCUUUUUGUGCUCUUUACCUACACAAUGGCUUUGUUUUGCUUUUUCAGCCACACCCCUUAUGUGAACUAGUGCCUUUGGGUAUCAUGUAAAAUUUUUUCCAAAGGGUUACUUUAAAAAUCUCUUACCACAAUUAUGAGAUAAUUUUUAAGUAAUAAAUUAAACUGCUUGUAUAAAUUUUGCCCAGAUCUCUCCACAGGAGCUGACGGUUUAAUACCUUUAUGGCUUAAUAAAUUUAUGGCACUAAAAAGAUUUGAGUGUGAAUCUACUGAAAUCACGAUAAUGCACAUUGAAGCUAUGAUGGUAUUUGAGUAGUGAGGUUGCUUUUGAUCAGAGCAACAUAAUGCUCAUAGAAUCUUCUAGAAGAAGAGAAACAAAGGGAUUGAUUAAAAAGCUGAGAACUAGUGAUUAUAUAUUUUUCUGCAUUUACCUGACAUUAAUUUUAAUGUUCAAAAAGUAAACACUUUAAGUUUGAUGUGUUUUACUCUCUCAUUGUUUUAAGUAAUUACCAACUCAGAAUACAUCACUCUUAGGCUGAAAUUUGUCAUUCCAUUUCUUAAGGUGAAAUAGUACUACCUUACAUGAUAGCAUACAAAAAAGAAAGCUCUAGAAACAGAAAUUAUGGAGAAUGAUUCUUUAAAUUACAAUUAAGGAAAUUAGAAUAUGAUUCCGUCUUCUGGGUUGCCCAUGAACUUGCUUCUUUGCUUUUGCUCCCUGUAAUAGAACUACUUCUCAACUAAUCUAAUUCUGCACACGCACCAUGAACCGUAUUUUCACUACAGCAAACUUAGUGCUGUGGGUUUUCUCUUUGUUUUUUUCUUGAUCCCUUGUAUAGGAAACAAUAUUUUCCAGUGUUAUUUGCAUAUAUAUUUUGUCCUGCCAAUACAUGCAUUAUAGAUGAAAAUUAAAUGUUAUACUUGGAUUCUUGUUUUGGGGCCAAAAUAUUAAGCUGAAAAUAAUGCUGGUGUGCAUUUGCUUUAAGACAAAGCUUUAUUAUGAACAUGCAUGUGAAUCUGGAUACCUGUAUUGCCUCUUAUUUUUAAGAAAAUGGUUCUGUGAAAAGUGAACAAUAUGUAUUUUUACAGAUGCUUCAUGGUUAGGAGUCUUCGAGUCCCAUGUCCCCCAGGUUUGAGAUAUACUAAAGAAAGAAAUUCAAAAAUAGCUAUUUGGGGCCCACAAAAAUGACUAUUAUUUUAGCCUGAGAGCUUUACACUUGAUUCAUGAAGGGAAAGGACUUGCAUCACCAAAAUAAACAAAGCAAGACAAAUUAAAAAUGUGAGGGAGAGAAAGUGAAAAGUGAUUUUCUUAAUGUAGCCCUGCUGGUUCCCAUUAACAAUUGCUUGAAAUUCGUGUGGAUGUAAAAUUUUAAUUGUCAGUAUCUUAUUCAGAUGAUCUUUAAGGUUUAACUGGUUUUGCUUUUGUUUAUCUAUAUGUCAAAAUACUUGUAAAUUGGGAACAAACUUCUCUCAGCUUCUUGAAGCUGUUCAAAUAUCCUUGCCACUGGAAGACCAAACAAGGUUUUUGCUGCUUUUUCUUUUAUUUACUACAUUGAAAAUUAUUUCUUAUGCUUUUUACUGCCAAUGAAAUUACUCACCUGGAUUAAAGAUUAAGACCUUAAUCUAUUUAGAUUAUCUUUAAUCUCCAUGAAAUUAUGAAACAAGACAGGAAUAAUUUUUCAGCUAUAGGCCAUUUUACAGCUAAUUGCCCAUAAAUUGUAGCAUUUAUUGCCCUGAAGUACUAAGCUAAUUGUCUUGACGACUCAAAGCUCCUGAAUUGUUGUCAACUUUCCCCUUUGUGUUGUGUAGCCCUGACGUCAAUUAGCUUGUUGUCUGAUGCCUCCAGUAGGACACUUCCAAUGGAGCUUUGAUUUCUGAGCAGCGACAGCCCCCUUCCUAAGAUGCAUCUCCCAUAGGCUGCCUAUGAUGAAGGAUCGUGCACCUCCACUCCAAUAGAGUGCUAACUGAGUUUAAAAGCUGACCUGUGUUUGUAAUUUCACUUUCAUCUUGCUUAAUAAAUAUCUGCUGGAUUCUUUCAUUCACUUUUUUACAUUUGAAUUUAUGUUUUUAAUAAAAGGGGUGUUACACUAUUAUGAUUGCGCUUAAUUGGCAAAAUCUAAGAUGAUCUCUAGAAAGCAUAUGUUAAGUCAUGAAAAGAAAAAAAAAGUGUGUAACGAUGUUGACUUUCUAAAGCUAAGUCAUAAUGAGCAUAGACAAAGUACCUCAAAUGUUUCUCUGAAUAUUAUGUUUCAGAUCUCUGAGCUAGGUCAUUUACCACUAUUUAUUUUUAUGGCGAAAAUAAAACUCUCAAAAA
Messenger RNA from Sapajus apella (tufted capuchin), 4128 nucleotides. It is a transcript of the gene LMO3, whose product is annotated as LIM domain only 3. Gene Ontology annotation, molecular function: transcription coactivator activity; DNA-binding transcription factor binding. Gene Ontology annotation, cellular component: nucleus. Lineage: Eukaryota; Metazoa; Chordata; Mammalia; Primates; Cebidae. The transcript is spliced from 6 exons. The record is from RefSeq and is a predicted model, not a curated record. Bases 618 to 1055 code for a protein of 145 amino acids. Gene Ontology annotation, biological process: positive regulation of transcription by RNA polymerase II.